AUGUCGGAGUACCAGCCUCCUUUGACAAUCACUCAGAUGGGCUACCGAGCUAUGGCCCGCAUUCAGCUGAUGCAAAUGAAGACAGAAGAUGAACGAAGGUGGGGUGAGCUGAAGUCGACCUCAUGGCCACCGUGGAAAGAAGACCGGACUGCCAUGGAUUCGGACAUCGGACCGGAGCGUGGUAUCUCACGCGCUGGCCAGAUGAUCUUACGCAUGAAUGAGGCCGGAUACCCCAGUUUUGGAUGGGAUCGCAUCAUUCAACUGUACUCCGGUUGGGAUCCUGAUGGAAGCCCGGUCAUUCAAACUAGGAUGACUCUCCCUCGAAUCCAAAACGCAAUGGUUUCUGCAUUGAAUGAGGGAAUGAUGCCAAGAGAGUUUCCUUGCCUACAGGAUAUCGACCACGGGGUUUGGGCUGCGAGGGUGCGAACGACAAGGACUGUCGAAGAAUCUUGGGCAAUUUUCCUCGCAUAUGAGGACACUGCCGACGAGGCACUGCGGAAGAUGGCAGUGCAGAAGAGGCCACUGUUGAAAAGAAGAGAUGUGUACUUGGCAAUGUUUGAGCGGCUGAUUGGUUCUCGGAAGCUUGCAUCUCGCGACAGGCGAGGGAUUGUCGCCCUUCGUCCUGGCUAUGUCGAAAUGAAAGAGGAACUGCCUGGGGAUAGGAGGGAAGCCUUGCCUACCCCGGACUCGCCGCAUGAACGUUUGGAUCCACGUCUUCAGCUGCCUUCAGUGGAUGAGCUCCUCGAGAGAAUGAUUUCCAAGCGCAUAUACCCGAGCAAUGCCUGCUUGGCGGUACUGCUUCGGAUAGUGCCCAGACUUGAACGAGGGCUGGAAACCAUGCUCACCAGCCGCGACAAGCGCGUCCGCGCGCUUCUGUUGCUGGACAUCACCGAACAACAAAUAGAAGAUGUCCCUGAACAGGUGUUCAACGCCUACAUUCAUUUGCUCUGUCGAUAUUUUUCGAUUCCUGACUGGUAUCAUUAUGUCGAUGGGGCUCCGAAAGGCGAUGGGCGUAUCCUACUUCAUCGAGCGAUUGCGCUCAUGGACCGCAGGAAGUCGACAUACCGCCCCGGAUGGAACGGAAUUCUGCACGCAGUCCAUAUAUUUGACUCCAGGCGCCGAGGUAAUGGGACCUCUGAACUCAUGCGUCAAACUCUCAAAGUCCUGGAUCGUGCAGGAGUUGAGCUUGAUGAGGAGGGCUUCCAUACCGUCUGUCUCUCGCUGAGUCUCAGCGCCGUGAUCCGCAGGAAUCGCAUCAUCACUGCCCAAGACCGUGGAGAAGGGCUUCCGGAAGACGCGCAAGCACACCACUUCCAGCAUAAUGUCGACGACUCCCACUUCCUCCGCUCUCUCUUCAACAAGGUUGUCGGCCAAGACACCCUUGUCCAUAAUGAGCCUCAUCUCGCAACAGUUGGUGACCGCGAGCCUGUGACCGCUAGAAAAGCUCUGAGUGUCCCCCGGCCAGCCACCCUUCACGCCUACAUUCGCGCGCUUGGAAUCAUGGGUGACUAUGAGGGUCUGUUAUCUGUUGCAUCUUUCAUGCAUGACAAUGUUUCUGGGUUGCUGCAGCAUUGCGACAAUGAGCUCAACGGAUACGUCCGUCUGAGGCGUACCAUUGUCGCUCUGCGGUGUUUUUUGGAGCGCAGCUGGGAGGAGCAAUCCGAGCAGCAGGCUUUGCCCGCCAUCAGCGAUGAACUCUCCGAACUGGAUGAAUUGGCUCAGUCAACGGACCAAGAGGACGAGACGACAGGUGAGCAUGCGCCUGAGGAGCUGGUCAUGCUUGUGAGAGAUAAGGUGGAAAACCUGGCCGCGAAGUGGGGUCAUUGGCCUAGCGAUGGUGAGGUGGAGGAAUAUGUAGAGUGGGGUCAGACGUUGAAGUCUCUGGGAAAACAAUAG
Messenger RNA from Lasiodiplodia theobromae, 1896 nucleotides. RefSeq lists its product as uncharacterized. Lineage: Eukaryota; Fungi; Ascomycota; Dothideomycetes; Botryosphaeriales; Botryosphaeriaceae. Bases 1 to 1896 code for a protein of 631 amino acids. The transcript has a single exon. The record is from RefSeq and is a predicted model, not a curated record.